Molecule: messenger RNA, 378 nt
Organism: Xylona heveae TC161
Lineage: Eukaryota; Fungi; Ascomycota; Xylonomycetes; Xylonales; Xylonaceae
Exons: 2
Coding region: 1-378 (125 amino acids)
Source: RefSeq, a predicted model, not a curated record
AUGCCAGUUCUCCAGCCUGGCAAGAACAUCAUAGAUCUUACUCUUGUGUUUGAUGCCAAUGAGACUGUCAUUCUGCUGCUCAACAUAACUCUCAUUUAUGUUAUCAAAUCUCCAGGGUGCUUUGACCACAAUUUUGACACUGACAAAGAAAACAACACCAGUCACUCCAUUGAAAAGAAAAUAGAUACUCUGAUUGCUUCCAAGGCAUGCUUUGGAGGUAACUCCCAGAAGCAACUCCCAGAGGCAACUCCCAGAGGCAACUCCCAGAGGCACCUCCCAGAAGCACCUCCCAGAGGCACCUCCCAGAGGUACCUCCCAGAGGCACCUCCCAGAGGCACCUCCCAGAGGCAACUCCCAGAGGCACCUCCCAGGGCUUGA